UUAACCUUGUUCCCCAGCCCAGAGGCAGCCAUGGCUGCAGGGAGCCCUGUGGAAAAUCUCUGGGAAGAAGCAACUUGUCCUCUCUGCCUGGAGUAUUUCACAGCCCCUGUCACUCUGGAGUGUGGGCACAAUUUCUGCCAGGCCUGCAUCAGCAGGUGCUGGGAGGGACCAGGCUCAGCUGCCUCCUGCCCGCAGUGCAGAGAAACUGUGCAGCAAGGCCCCCUCCGGCCCAACAGGCAGCUGGCCAACAUGGUAGAACUAGUCAAGCGGCUGAGCUUGCAGGCACCAAAAGGAGCAGGAGUGGAUGGGGUGUGCGGGGAGCACCAGGAGGCUCUCAAGCUGUUCUGUGAAGAGGAUCAGACUUCGAUCUGUGUGAUUUGCCAUCUGUCCCAGGCUCACCGUGCUCACAGGGUGGUGCCCAUAAGGGAAGCAGCCCAGGAGUACCAGGAAAAAAUCCAGGCCCAUUUGAAGACUCUGAGAGAAGAGAGAGAAAAGCUGCUGGGAAGGAAAGUGACGGGACAGGGGAGAAGCCAGGAGUAUCUGAUACAGACACAAGCUGAGAGGCAGAAAGUUGUGGCUGAAUUUCAGCAGCUGCGGCAGUUCCUGGAUGAACAAGAGCAACUCCUGCUGGCCCAGCUGGAGAAGCUGGAUGAGGAGAUUGGGAGGCUCCAGACUGAAACUCUCAGGAAACUCUCUGGGCAGAUCUCCUGUGUCAGCGAGUGGAUCAGUGAGCUGGAGGGAAAGUGUCAGAAGCCAGCGAGUGAAUUCCUCCAGGAUGUCAGAAGCACCUUGAGCAGGUGUGAGACGGGGCCGUUUCAGCCACCAGAGGAGAUUUCUCUUGAACUGGACGAGCGAGUCAGGGGUUUCUCCCAGCAAACGACUGCGCUGUCGGAGACGCUGAGGGAGUUCACAGACACGCUGCCCUCUGCACUGGACAGAGGAAGAGGACCUUUUAGACAGGCAACUGUGACUCUGGAUCCAGACACGGCUCAUCCCAACCUAGUCCUGUCUGAGGAUCAGAAACAUGUGAGACGGGAACAUACCCGGAAGCCACUGCCCAACAACCCUGAGAGAUUUGACUCUGUGUAUUGUGUGCUGGGACAUGAGGGAUUCACCUCUGGGAGACAUUGCUGGGAGGUGGACAUGGAGGUGGGGGGUGGACAAUGCUGGGCUGUGGGGGUGGCCAGGGAAUCUGUGGGGAGGAAGGGAGGGAUCAGCCUUAGCCCUGAGGGGGGGAUCUGGGCUGUGCAUUGGGGCUGGGAUCAGUUCCAGGCUCUCACCUCCCCUGAGACUCCCCUGCCCCUAAGCGCCCCCUGUAGGAUCCGGGUUUGUCUGGAUUGUGACUGGGGACAGGUGACAUUUAUCGAUGCUGGUGCCGAAGCCCCAAUCUUCACUUUCCCACCAGGCUCCCUCCCUGGGGAGAGAAUCCGACCCUGGCUGGGGGUGUGGACAGACUCCCCACUCAGCCUGUGCCCCUCAAAUCAGCCUCUCUGACCUCACACACCCAGUCUCUGUGACUCUGGAGGACUCUCCUGUACCCAGCCCCUGGCUUCUCAUCUCCAUGAUGCCUGAAAGCUCCUCCACCUCCCUCCCUGCAGCCCCAGGAAUGGGAGGGGGAAGGAAAAAAAUCCCU
Molecule: messenger RNA, 1633 nt
Organism: Pelodiscus sinensis (Chinese soft-shelled turtle)
Lineage: Eukaryota; Metazoa; Chordata; Testudines; Trionychidae
Source: RefSeq, a predicted model, not a curated record